Molecule: messenger RNA, 1311 nt
Organism: Sitophilus oryzae (rice weevil)
Lineage: Eukaryota; Metazoa; Arthropoda; Insecta; Coleoptera; Curculionidae
Product: craniofacial development protein 2-like
Exons: 1
Coding region: 1-1311 (436 amino acids)
Molecular function (GO): catalytic activity
Source: RefSeq, a predicted model, not a curated record
AUGCGUCUGAAACCGUGCAAUCUGAAUCUUAUACAAAUAUAUGCUCCAACUACAGAUGCAGAUGAUGGUGAGAUAGAAGGGUUUUAUACCUCAUUAGAAACAGUUUUUUCUCGUUUUUCAUCUAAAGAAGUUACGAUAAUUAUGGGAGAUUUUAAUGCAAAAAUCGGCGAAACAACACAGGACAAUCAUAUACGCAGCACGGUUGGCAAGUACGGGUUGGGAAUACGUAAUGAAAGAGGAGAAAGGUUAAUACAGUUCUGCCUGGAUAAUAAUUUAUCUAUCUGUAACUCUCUUUUUCAACAAUCAAAACUCCGCCUCUAUACAUGGACAUGUCCAAAUGGUAUACACAGAAAUCAAAUUGAUUACAUUCUUAUUAAAAACCGUUGGAGGAGUUCAAUUCUGUCAACCAAAACACUACCCGGAGCUGAUUGUGGAUCCGAUCACCAACUUCUACAAUCAACAUUUCGAUUGAAACUAAAAGUAACCAAUAGGAAAGUAUCCCGUGUCGUGCCACCACUGACAAACACCGAGGCUUUUCGUGAAAGGCUAGAAAAUGAACUAAAUAAUCAACAAUCGGUUACUAGCAACAUACAAACCUCUACAGAAAUGUGGGACAAUUUUAAAAACAUAACACUAGAUAUCAUAAACGAAACCCAACCAAAGACAACACGCAACAAACAACAUUGGAUCUCAGAAGGUACCUUACUACUUAUCGAAGAAAGACACAAACUGAAAACAAAAGGUCUAAAGAAUUAUGAGGACUCUGAAUCAUUUAACCUCCUUUCUAGAGCUAUUCAAAGAGAAUGUCGCAGUGAUAAAAAUAAUUUUUAUAACAUUUGUUCCGAAAUACAAACACAUGCAAACACCUUAGAGACAAGACAUUUGUUCUCCAAAAUAAAGCAAAUUACGCGUAAGUUUGCUCCAAGAACAUGGGCAAUUCACGAUGCUGACACCCAGCUUUUGACAGAAAUUGAAAAAGUUAUCGAGAGAUGGAGGAAAUACUGCGAAGAGUUGUAUACUGACGCGACCUAUAUACCAGCCGUCCAAAACACGAUUACAGAAGAACCAGAACCAGACAUCCUACUUUCUGAAGUAGAAGCAGCUAUUCGAAAUCUCGGCCUACGAAAAUCUCCAGGUAUCGACAAAAUAACAGCAGAAUAUAUAACCAGUAUGGGUCCCACUGGAAUAAGAUUACUACACGAACUUUGUCAAACUAUUUGGCACACAGGACAUUGGCCAAGUGACUGGUACACUUCCGUAAUCAUCCCGCUACACAAAAAAGGCUCCACAAAAGAUUGCAAUAAUUACUGA